AGUUCAUGUUCUAACCAACAAAAAAAUUCGAGUCUCUCUAAGCCAAUUUCAGCAAAAAUUCAAACCAUCACAAACAUAGACAAGAGUUUUCAAGAAUCAAGAUUGUAUAUUAGAAAAUGAGUUCAACAAGCAGGGCAUGGGUUACAGCAGUGAGCUUGGGAGUGGUUGAGGCACUAAAAGAUCAAGGACUUUGUAGGUGGAAUUACACAAUCAGAGCCAUAAAUCAGCAUGUCAAGAACAAUAUAAGGUCAUAUUCACAAGCCAAGAAGCUCGCCUCCCAAUCUUCCCCUUUGGUUUCUACAAACAAAUUCGAAUUGAAGAAGCAAUCAGAGGAAUCUAUCAGAAAAGUCAUGUAUUUGAGCUGUUGGGGUCCCAAUUGAUCAAAUCCUAAUAGCAGAUUACAUUUAGUGUCAGUUUUUUAUUCCGUAGUUUUUGACAAUAUUGUAAAAAACAUAUUGAGAGUUUUGGCUAAAUUGCCUAGUCAACACUUGUGGAAAGGACAUUUCUGCAAUCCAAUUUUCUGGAAAUUAAUACUCAAUUGUGUAAUUUAAUUGCCAGUGCUCUUGAUCGAUUCCUUUUCA
Messenger RNA from Capsicum annuum, 581 nucleotides. RefSeq lists its product as uncharacterized. The transcript has a single exon. The record is from RefSeq and is a predicted model, not a curated record. NCBI's taxonomy places the organism in Eukaryota, Viridiplantae, Streptophyta, Magnoliopsida, Solanales, Solanaceae. The coding region runs from base 117 to 380 and encodes 87 amino acids.